GGAUCACGGCUUCGCUCGCUUCUCUUUUUCUUAAGAUUCACCGACCCUUGCGAAGCGGAAGUCUCCGUCUUGACGACGGCUUUCGGUGUCCGAACCCUAGCAAUCCCCCCUCCAAUAUUGCCCUAAUUGUCCCCAGAUUCCGAUCCGAUCGCCGGCCGGCGAUUGCUGGCUUCUUGUGUUUGGUCCCAAUUAGGGCUUGGCUGCCGUUGCCCCAAUUCGGUCGAUGCCCUCGCCCCGGUUGGAGGUUCCGCUUGUUCGUCAAUACGCCUCCUGAAUUUCGUUGAUUUGGCUUCGGGAAUGAUUUAUGCGGAGGUGCUCCAACGUGUUCGCUGUCUUCUUCUGGUCAGCUCUUCGAUCUAAUUCGCUGAAUUUUUGCUGAAAAACUUGAUUUUUCAUCGAUUGAAUUCUUGCUGUUCUUGAGGGGUUGGAGCUCGCGGUUCUCGAGGAUGCCUCAGAAUGUCGUGUUAGUUUCAAAAGUCAUCGUUUGAUCUAUUGUUUGGACUUGUCAUCCUAUUUAGCAUACUGUUCUUGUGUAAUUCUUGGGAAUUCUGUUUGGAAGUUAUAUUUUUUCUGCAUUGGGAUUUGUUGGUUAUGAGAGAAUUCCGGUGAAAUGGCUGGAAGCAUGCGGGCGGAGCUGGCAUCCAGCAGUCUCGAUGGCUCGACCUUUUCUGCUACUUAUCCGACAGGGCAGCGAGGGUCUUACUCUGGUGCCAGUUUGGAUAGGUCUGGUAGUUUCCGUGAGAGCUUAGAGAACCGCAUUAUGGCCUCUGGGCCUGGCGCAUCAAGAACUUCAUCUCCUACAGUUGAUGUCCCGCCUCCCUCGCAGCAUCUGUUACUUGAUACAAUCUCCAUGAGUGAGCCAAAGUAUCCUCGUACAGGAGAACUAAGAAGGGUUCUUGGUGUUUCUCUUGAGGAGCAUUCUUUUGGGUCAGUUCAAUCAAAGCCUAUUCCUCCCAUAGCAUUGGAGGAGCUUAAACGUUUUAAAGCGAGCUUGCUAGAAAGUUCUUUGAGAGCAAGGGAUAGAGCAAAACUCUUGAAUGACUCCAUUGUGAAGUUGGAAAAGUAUCGUAGUCUAUUUCCUCGGAAACGGCAACGAAAUGAGACACCAUUAGUGGAAAAACCAGGUGGUCCAAGUUUGUUGAAGACGGGGAAUCAAGUUCAUCAAAGUCCUCCAGACCUUGUUGUUCAAAGAUCAGAGGAGAGGGCUAAAAACAUCAUUCCAAAUAAACGUGCCCGGUCAUCAAUUGCAGAUCUUCGGUCAGAAGGGCGUGGUAAUGUUUCUCUAAGGCAAGGCACACUCUUGGACAAGGAAAAAAAUAUGGUCUUAGAUAAGGAUAAAAAUAUACUUCGGACUUGCAAUGGCGGCUCAGUUACUUCUGAUGAUAAGAUUUCUGGAUUUUCAGCUGGAGGGGACCCUUGGGAUAAAAAAAUGAAAAGAAAACGAUCAGUUGGCAUGAUGGUGUCUAGAACUAUUGAUGCUGAUCGAGAGCUUAAACCAAUCAUCCAACAAAGGCCUGGUAGUGAACCUCAUCCGCGGCCUUCUGAAGGAACUAGUUUCAGAGGUGGGCCAUCUAAUGGCAACAUGGGAAGUGCCAAGAUGGAUGGAAAUCUCCAGUUAAAUGGUGGAAAUUCACGCGUCACCUCUAGAAACGACAUGGACAUUGGUUCCCUUCUGAGGGAGAGAAAAGAAUGCACUGUUGGACAGGAGAAGGAACGGAUAAUUACAAAGGGAAGCAAUAAGUUAAACAUUCGUGAGGACUCUCAGGUGGGAAGCCAAAAUCCUUUGACAAAAGGAAAGGCAUCUAGGGCUCCGAGAAGUGGUCUUUUGAUAAACUCUUCUAACUUCCCUCGUACAAUGGGAGGUAAUGAUGGAUGGGAACAAACCCCUUCCUUAAGCAAAGUCCAGUCUUUGUCUGGGCCUGUUAACCGUAAGCGUCCCUUGCCUACAGGAUCAGCUUCCUCUCCUGUAGCUCAGUGGGUGGGUCAACGGCCUCAAAAGAUGUCCCGCACUAGGAGGACUAAUGUAGUUUCCCCUGUCUCUAAUCUUGAUGAAACUCAGACAUCAACUGACAGUUUUUCUGGUGCUGAUGUUGGAGCUAGAUUAACACCUACUGAAUCAUCAGGGCUUUUGCUUGCUAGGGGUGUAGCUAGUAGUGGGCAACUAAUAAAAGUAAAGUUUGAGAAUAUCGCAUCACCAGCUGGCUUUUCUGAGAGUGAAGAAUCAGGUGCAAUGGACAACAAGUCCAAGGAUAAAGAAAUUGAAAAUGGUGAUACUGAGGAUGGCGGCAUGAGUUCAGGUCAUAGGGUAUCGACACUUAUCUUGCCUACAAAGAAGAACAAGCUAUCAUUAAAAGAAGAAAGUGGAGAUGGAAUUCGAAGACAGGGCAGGAGUGGAAGAAGUUCUAUGCAGUCAAAAGCUGGUUUACCGUUGAUGAAAGAGAAACUGGAAAUUGGAGAGACCAAUAAGCCACUCAGAAGUGGAAGGCCUGGUUCGGAUAGGAGUGAAAGUAGGAUUGGUCGCCCUCCUUCGAAGAAGGCAUCUGACCGCAAAGUUCAUGGACGUCCGAUGCAAAUUAUGUGUAGUAUUUCUGCAGACUUGGCAGGUGAAUUGAAUGAUGAUCAUGAAGAAUUGCUGAUAGCUGCAAAUGCUGCUCGGAAUGCUAGUUAUUCCGCAUGUUCUAGUUCUUUCUGGAAGAAGGUGGAACCAUUAUUUUCUUUCAUUAACAUAAAAGAUAUAGACUAUGUAAAGCAGCAGAUAAAUUUUGUGGAGCAGCUUGAUGAAACGUCCACUGUGCUUGAUGAGAGUCACAAUGAAAUGGGUGAUCCUGCUUCUGCAGAAAUGCAGCUGCCUCAUGUGUCUUUUUCUUCACAACAUGGAAGUAACCCAAAUAUUGCCAGAAGUAACAAGACAUCAGUUGUGGUUGGUUCAGAUGAUUCAUGUGCUGUCCAGACAGUAUCUGGAAAGUUUGAAACGCAAAGGUGGUUUGAAAAGAUCAUUCCUCUCUCGCAAAGGCUUCUGUCUGCUUUUGUUGUAGAAUAUGGAAUGGAAAAUUGUGACUUUGGCACUGAGCAAGGAGACCCAUUGUAUCAAUACUCGAGCAGUUAUUCUCCUUUUUGUACUAACAACUUUGCUGAAGAUGGCAACAAAGAGGCUGAUUUUAUGAAAGCUGAACAUAAAUUGGAAAUUAAUUUUGAUAGAGAUGCUUUUCCUUGCAAUGGGCAUGCUAGGGGUAGUAAAGUUGGAUGUCUGAACGUCCAGAAUCAUGUGCCUAUUGACAAAGUGGUUCAUGAAAAUGGUGUCAACUCUCAUUCAGAUAAUCGUUCUUUUGUUGAAUCCCCUCAAACUAAUUUGGAUCAGCUGCAAGCUUUAAGUGGUGGUUUUUCUGCUAUGCCAAAUGGUUGUCACUACGAACAGAUGUCUUUGGAUGAAAGGAUCUUGAUGGAACUUCACAGUAUAGAUCUAUACCCUGAGACAGUACCUGAGCUUGCAGAAGGGGAUGAUGAUGAGAUUGGUAAAGAUAUAAUGGAACUUAAGAUAAGACUUUAUCAACAGGUGAGCAAAACAAAAAGACAGCUGCAUGUGUUAGAGAAAGCUAUUCAAGAUGCCAAAGAAAUAGAAAAGAAGAAAGUGGAACAGAUUGCAAUGAACAAAGUCGUUGACAUGGCUUACAAAAAAUUAAUGGGUGGUCGAGGAGCAUAUGGUUCAAGCCAUAAGAGUGGUGCUAGUAAGGUCUCAAAGCAACUUGCAAUGGCUUUUGCGAUGCGAACUCUUGCAAGAUGCAAGAAAUUUGAGGAAACAGGCCAAAGCUGCUUCAGUGAGCCUUCCUUGCAUGAGGUGAUCUCGGCACCUCCUGAUUGCAGUGAUGGAAAACAUUUGGAACCUCGUAAUGGUCCAAUAACUUCUCGAGUAUCAGGUUCUAUGUCAAAUCUGAUUGAGAGAAAUGGACUUGUUACCAAACAUGACAGAGGAAUAUUGGAUCCAUUUCAAAGUCCCACUCAUAUACCUCAGCAUACUUCUGUUAAGCCUGAUUUGGUUUCUAGCAAAGGAAAGAGGAGAGAGGUCCUGCUUGAUGAUGUAGUUACUGGUGCUGCUUCAAGAGCCACAUCCACUCUUGGCCAUACUCUGCCUGGGGGUGUAAAAGGGAAGAGGACUGAGAGAGAGAGGGAUCCAAAUAAAGAUGCAAUGACAAGAAAUUCUUCUGCCAAAACUGGCCGUCAGUUUACCAAUGGCAGGGGUGAACGUAAAACAAAAUCAAAGCCAAAGCAAAAGAUAUCUCAGUUAUCAACUCCAGGGCAUGGCCUUCUUGGAAGGGUUGCGGAAUCAAUGAAUACUGUCUUGCCUUCAAUGCGAGAUGUAUCUGAACCCGUGAAAAAUAGCAGCAGUAGAGUAAAUCCUGGUGUUGAAUUGCCAUCUUCUGGUGGCAUUCCUCAGGAUUUAUCUAAAGAAUUAGAGGACAACAUUUUCACAAACUUGCCAUUACAUGGAAUAGACUCUAUAGAUGACCUGGAUGUUGAGCAAGGUCAGGAUAUUGGGGCUUGGUUAAAUGUUGAUGAAGACGCGCUGCAAGGCCAUGACCUGGUUGGCCUUGAAAUUCCCAUGGAUGAUCUUUCAGAAAUUAAAUUGAAUUUUUGAUGAGAUCCAAACAAUACCUCUGUGCAUAUUCGAGAAAUCUAGAUCAGAAUUGCUAGCUUUUAGGAUACAGCUAACUAAUUACAAUGUUUACCUCAGGCAGAUUAGGGUUUGUAACUAGGUAAAAUUCAUUCUUUUGUAUACCUUUGACCUUUCCAAAGUUGUUGGCAGUCCUAAUUGUGUUCUGUCACUUGAGUAGUCUUUGUACCAAUUACAAUCUUAUUUUUAAAUGAGCAUUGGUAGCAUUUUAAUUAUCAU
Messenger RNA from Dioscorea cayenensis subsp. rotundata (Guinea yam), 4888 nucleotides. RefSeq lists its product as uncharacterized. The transcript is spliced from 16 exons. The record is from RefSeq and is a predicted model, not a curated record. NCBI's taxonomy places the organism in Eukaryota, Viridiplantae, Streptophyta, Magnoliopsida, Dioscoreales, Dioscoreaceae. Bases 611 to 4633 code for a protein of 1340 amino acids.